GGGGGCGGGGCCUUCCUCCAACCAGCAGCGCUCCAACAUGGCUCCGCGUCUGUGCAGCAUCUCUGCGGCGGCUCGGCGGCUGCUGGGGCGCCCGGGGCCCGGGGGCCGGGACGUUGCGGCUGUGGCUGCAGCGCGCUUCUAUUCCAAGGACAAUGAAGGCAGCUGGUUCCGUUCUCUGUUCGUACACAAGGUGGAUCCCCGGAAGGACGCCCACUCCACCCUGCUGUCCAAGAAGGAGACCAGCAACCUCUACAAGAUCCAGUUUCACAACGUGAAGCCCGAGUGUCUGGAUGCCUACAACAGCCUGACGGAGGCUGUGCUGCCCAAGCUGCACCUGGAUGAGGACUAUCCCUGCUCGCUCGUGGGCAACUGGAACACAUGGUACGGGGAGCAGGACCAGGCAGUGCACCUGUGGCGAUUCUCAGGUGGCUACCCAGCCCUCAUGGACUGCAUGAACAAGCUCAAAAACAACAAGGAGUACCUGGAGUUCCGAAAGGAGCGGAGCCAGAUGCUGCUGUCCAGGAGGAACCAGCUGCUCCUCGAGUUCAGCUUCUGGAACGAGCCACAGCCUAGAGCCGGCCCCAACAUCUACGAGCUGAGGACGUACAAGCUCAAGCCGGGAACCAUGAUCGAAUGGGGGAACAACUGGGCUCGGGCCAUCAAGUACCGGCAGGAGAACCAGGAGGCAGUGGGCGGCUUCUUCUCGCAGAUAGGAGAGCUCUACGUUGUGCACCAUCUCUGGGCCUAUAAAGACCUGCAGUCUCGGGAGGAGACCAGAAAUGCUGCCUGGAGGAAGAGGGGCUGGGAUGAAAAUGUCUACUACACAGUCCCCCUGGUUCGACACAUGGAGUCUCGGAUCAUGAUCCCUUUGAAGAUCUCACCUCUCCAGUGAUGCUGCCGCUGCCUCCACCUCCUCCCACCUCUCCCUCAGGGUAGCCAUGGACAGAGGAGAUCCCAGCCCUGAUGUCUUGGUUUUCUCUCAGACUCUGUGGACUCUGGGGGUAGUGCUCAGCUCAGAGAAGGGGGAGCUGAAGGAUGAUGGGGUUCUGAGAACUCGCAGCCCUGUCCAGACCCUUCCCACCUUCCCUGCCCACCUGUUCCCCUGUGCUGGAAGCAGUUGUUAAUUUCUCUGAAUGAAGAACAGCAACCUUUUGUGUCUUUUCA
Molecule: messenger RNA, 1164 nt
Organism: Balaenoptera musculus (blue whale)
Lineage: Eukaryota; Metazoa; Chordata; Mammalia; Artiodactyla; Balaenopteridae
Gene: NIPSNAP1
Product: nipsnap homolog 1
Exons: 10
Coding region: 38-892 (284 amino acids)
Cellular component (GO): mitochondrion
Source: RefSeq, a predicted model, not a curated record